AUGCAGCCCACGCAAUCCCUCCUCCCCUUCUUCUUCUCCCUUGUCCCCUAUUUCUCUCCCUCGGCAGCUCAGUCCUCCGGCGCGGGCUCGACGACCCGCUACUGGGACUGCUGCAAGCCAUCCUGCGCCUGGCCCGGCAAGGCCACCCAGCUGGCCGCCGGGCCCGUGACGACCUGCGACCGCAACGACAACCCGCUGUCCGACGGUGGCUCCACGAGCUCCGGGUGCGAUUCAGGGGGGAGCGCAUACAUGUGCAGCGGCCAGUCGCCAUGGGCCGUCGACGACGACCUCGCCUACGGGUGGGCAGCUGUGAGGAUCCUCGGAAGCACCGAGGCCGAGUGGUGCUGCGCGUGCUACGAGCUCACCUUCACGAGCGGGCCCGUGGCUGGGAAGAAGAUGAUCGUGCAGACCACGAACACCGGCGGGGACUUGGGACAGAACCAUUUCGACAUUGCUGUCCCCGGCGGUGGUGUCGGCAUAUUCAACGCUUGUACGGAUCAGUACGGAGCACCGGCCAACGGGUGGGGCCAGCGGUACGGCGGCGUCAGCUCCCGCUCCGAGUGCGACGGGUUCCCGGAGAAGCUCAAGGCCGGGUGCUACUGGCGGUUUGACUGGUUCAAUGGCGCCGACAACCCGGCGGUCUCUUUCAAGCAGGUGACGUGCCCGGCGGAGCUCACCAACAAGAGCGGCUGCAGGCGACAAGGGUAG
Messenger RNA from Colletotrichum graminicola M1.001, 708 nucleotides. RefSeq names its product glycosyl hydrolase family 45. The record is from RefSeq and is a predicted model, not a curated record. Lineage: Eukaryota; Fungi; Ascomycota; Sordariomycetes; Glomerellales; Glomerellaceae. Bases 1 to 708 code for a protein of 235 amino acids. The transcript has 2 exons. Gene Ontology annotation, biological process: carbohydrate metabolic process. Gene Ontology annotation, molecular function: cellulase activity.